AUGAAUUUAUUAAUUCAUAACGAAACAUCAAACAAGGAAUCAAAUUCAAACAAAGAUGAUUUAUUUAUUCUUCAAACAGAAAAACGAACUGAAACAGACGAAAAUGAUGAUGACAUGCUUAUUUUAACAGGAAAUAAUAAUAAUAAUAAUAAUAAUCAACAAACAAAAAGUCAAACUUUAUUAACGAAAACUGUUCAACAAUUUUUUGGAAAACCUUCCUCUUCUUCGUCUUCUUGUUCAUCAAUUAAUUCAAAUCAAAUUAAUUCUAAAGAUGAAAAACUAAUUCUUGAUCAAAACAAUACAGAUGAACCACUUAUUGAUCUAAGUUAA
Messenger RNA from Rotaria sp. Silwood2, 330 nucleotides. The record is from the annotation of a GenBank genome assembly. Lineage: Eukaryota; Metazoa; Rotifera; Eurotatoria; Philodinida; Philodinidae.